Siniperca chuatsi (mandarin fish) is the source of this 1304-nucleotide messenger RNA. RefSeq lists its product as uncharacterized. Lineage: Eukaryota; Metazoa; Chordata; Actinopteri; Centrarchiformes; Sinipercidae. The transcript has 8 exons. The record is from RefSeq and is a predicted model, not a curated record. The coding region runs from base 208 to 1194 and encodes 328 amino acids. Gene Ontology annotation, molecular function: zinc ion binding; S-adenosylmethionine-homocysteine S-methyltransferase activity. Gene Ontology annotation, biological process: S-methylmethionine cycle.
AAAUGCAACCGUUGCACCUUUUCUAUUACCCGGAACAACAGUCUUAAAAGUAACACGAAGUAUUUCAUGUACAGCACUAUAUUGUGUGCAGUAGACGUUUGAUUUAUUUUUUUAAAAGCAGUCUAUGUUAAUAGAUGUAUCCCCUCGACUGUAUGUGUUUAGAGUGAACAGGAGUGUUGGACAUAACUUCAGUGCCUGUGUUCCUCUAUGGGUUCCUCUGCUCGCCUAAGACAUUACAUGAAUGAUAAUGGACCAUUAAUCUUGGAUGGCGGACUAGCAACUGAAUUGGAAGCGCAAGGAGUCAAAUUACAGGGAGAUCCUUUGUGGAGCGCCAGGCUUUUGCAUACUAAUCCCCAGGCCAUAAGAGAUGCUCAUUACAGGUUUCUCCUCAGUGGGGCUGAUGUCAUCACAACAGCUACAUACCAGGCAAGUAUUGCAGGAUUCAUCAAUCACCUGGACGUGAGCUCUGAACGCGCCAGAGAGCUGCUGAUGUCUGGAGUUCAACUGGCCAAAGAGACAGCAGAGAGAUUUGUCUCUGACUGUCGUCCAACAGGGCAGAGAUGUCCCUUGGUGGCAGGCUCUGUUGGACCGUACGGGGCCUUUCUGCACAACGGCUCCGAGUACACUGGAGCUUAUGCAGAGGAGAUGAGUAUUGAAGAGCUUAAAGUUUGGCAUCGGCCGCAGAUCGACGGCUUAGCAGCAGCAGGAGCUGAUUUCAUUGCUUUUGAGACAAUCCCAAGUGCCAAAGAAGCGGAGGCUCUGGUUGAGCUGCUCAGAGAGUUCCCAAAUUCUAAAGCCUGGCUCUCCUUCUCUUGUAAGGAUGGGAAGUGUAUAUCAGACGGCAGCCUGUUCACCGAUGCAGUGCAGAUUGCGAAUAGAUCCACGCAGCUGGUUGCCGUAGGAGUCAACUGCUGUUCACCAGCGCUGGUGGAGCCGCUGCUGGACUCUGCCAGCUCACUGCUGAGCCCAGACAUGAGCUGGGUGGUGUACCCCAACAGUGGAGAGGAGUGGAACACUGAGCAGGGGUGGCUAACAUCAGAGAAAGCAUCAGCAUUAAUACCUGAACUAAGUCGUGCAUGGAUGAAGCAAGGUGCUGCUUUGAUAGGGGGUUGCUGCCGUAUCGGUCCCGCUCACGUAGCAGAGUUACGACAACAGUUAAAAGGAAGUUGCACGUCUCCCGCCUCUGCAGUGUGACUGGAUGGACAAAGUAAUGAUGAUUGUUGUAAAGAAAGAUGCCUGUUCCAGGACUUUCUAAAAAUCUUAAUUUAUUGGAAAAUAAAUAAAUAAACCACUACAUCAAAUGA